Messenger RNA from Rhineura floridana, 2502 nucleotides. It is a transcript of the gene NKAIN1, whose product is annotated as sodium/potassium transporting ATPase interacting 1. Lineage: Eukaryota; Metazoa; Chordata; Lepidosauria; Squamata; Rhineuridae. The coding region runs from base 708 to 1331 and encodes 207 amino acids. The record is from RefSeq and is a predicted model, not a curated record. Gene Ontology annotation, biological process: regulation of sodium ion transport. The transcript is spliced from 7 exons.
UUUUUUCCCCGACGGUGUGGAUUUCAGAUCUCUUUCUUGCCAGGCUUUUCCUCUUUUUUUUUUUUUUAUUCCACGUCUGCUUUUGGGCAAGAACCGUGGGUGUGUCUGAGGUAGGGGGCGAGGCGGGAAAACAAUGGAGGGGAGGGUUUGAGAGAGAGCGACGGGAGAGGAUCUCUUCCCCCUCCCCCGCCAAUGUAAAAUUGGGCAAAGCCCAGGCAGCUCGUGUUGCCCACCCAGAGCCGCCACCCCCUUCUCUGUAUUUCCCUUCCCGCCUUCCUGCAAGCUCUUGGGAGAUGAAGGGCAGGCUGUGAUCCCGGGAGGGCGGUGGGAGAAAAUACGCGCUACGCGGGCGCGCACAAACGUUAUAUUGGAGCAAGGAUCUUCGAGCUUAAAGCCGGCUGGGAAGUGCGACGGCGGGCGAAGAUAAAACGCCUCUUCGGAUUUUUACAUCUCCUGGUUUUUUAUUUUAUUUUGCUGGUGUUUGGACGCGCAAAGGCGCAGACAAAAGGCGCGCGCGGCGGGGGAGAGGAUUGCCGAGCCGGAGGGGAAAUAAAAAGUCUCCGCCGCCUUGUUCUGGCACGAUGGCAGAGGAUGGCUGCUGGCGGCUUUCGGGUGCCCUCUGAGUGAGGUUGUCACUGGCAACGGAGGAUCGAGGGCGGCUGCCGCCGCUGGAACCGGAGGAGGGCGGCUGCCGCGCCAGCGCGGCCAUGGGAAAAUGCAAUGGGCGCUGCACGCUGGUGGGAUUCUGUUGCCUGCAACUGAUAGCAGCCCUGGAGAGGCAGAUAUUUGACUUUCUUGGUUAUCAAUGGGUGCCUAUCCUGGCUAAUUUUUUACACAUUAUGGCUGUCAUCCUUGGCGUCUUUGGCACCAUUCAGUACAGAUCCAAAUACCUCAUAUUGUACGCAGUGUGGCUCGUCCUAUGGGUUGGAUGGAAUGCAUUCAUCAUCUGUUUUUACCUGGAAGUAGGACACCUUUCACAGGACCGAGAUUUCAUCAUGACCUUUAACACAUCGCUGCAUCGUUCAUGGUGGAUGGAGAAUGGUCCUGGUUGCCUGGUGACCCCCGUGCAGAACUCCAAUCUGGCCCUCGAAGACCAUCAUGUCAUCACAGUCACUGGGUGCUUGCUUGAUUAUCAGUAUAUUGAGGUGGUGAGCAGUGCAAUGCAGAUAUUCCUUGCGCUCUUCGGAUUUGUUUAUGCCUGCUAUGUCAGCAAAGUAUUUAUGGAGGAAGAAGACAGCUUCGAUUUCAUUGGAGGAUUUGAUUCGUAUGGAUACCAAGCACCCCAAAAGAUGUCACACUUGCAGCUACAGCCUUUGUAUAUCUCUGGGUAACUGUUUCCUUACCUACAGUGAGCUGGCCUUUGGGGACAUUGGCAAAAAACGCAAGGCAAGCAGGCUGUCCAGCAUGAUUCCAAAGGCAAAUGGCAGACUAUUUCUGCUGGAGAUCAGGUGUGGUCUGCGAUCCUGCCCAGAGACAACAUAGUGACACUUCCACGGGUUCCCCCCCCCUUCUCUUUAACUCCUUCAUUUGGGCAGCCACAAGAGUUUUCAUGCACCAUCUAAAACAUCAGUGGGCGGUGUUUGUGGUACACCCUCUCCGAGAUCAAACUGUUCCGCUCAAGACUGAGGAACCAAAAAGAAGCUCAACGCUCCACCUGCUGGCCAGUGUUUGUAGUGCGGCUGGUGACUCCAGCAAAUUAAAAAAAAAAAACUUUAAGCAAGGGCAAUAUUAUGUUUUAGAGAGGGCAAGGAGAAGCCCUGUUUGAAAGAAGACCUUUUUCAGUUUCAGAGUAGUUUUUUUUAAUUGUUCUGGAUCACUUCCUGCUGUCUCAUUUGCUUCCAAGCAAAUGGCUUUGCAGUGUGGUGCAGGCUGUGAGAUAAUCCAUACAUUGCAAUAAAGAAUGAAAUAUCUGACAUCUGGAAAGGGAGGCUUCAUUAGAUCUGAAAUCUGUUCCUCCCCCCACCCGCCAUCCUUCAUCCAAUGUUUUCUACAUUGUUUGGCCAUUUAAAUGAGCAUCAGUUAAAAAAAUUCAAAUCACUGGUACUGCCAGAGAAGGAAAAAUAUUCCUCUGGUUCUGAAGACAGAAGUGAAUAUAUGCAUAUUGUGACAAAUGUGUGGGUUUCAUUUUGAGUUGGCAUUGUACCGCUAUGAUUCCAAGGUUUUAUCUGACACCAGUGGCGGCUGGUCCAUGAGGGCAAAUGGGGCACUGCCCCACUAAGCUCAGUCUGCCUCCCUGCCUGCCUUCUUUCUUACAGCCAGUCCUGGGAGUGGCACUGACUAUCAGCACCCUCUUCUUUAGUCUCAAUGUUCUCCCUUGUAGAACUCAGCAGGGAGGAGGAUGGAGGCAAGACUAGAAUGAGUUGGCUGUGCCUGUCAUUGGCUCUGGAUGUGCCUACUGUUGGUCUCCCUGCCUUCCGCCCCACCGAUCCUAACGGGCACAAACGACCACUUUGUGACACAGUGCUUCCAAUAAGAUGCUGAAAACCAUUUUCACUAAUACAA